GAUCCUGCUUUUCUCCUCAAACGUUUUCAGAACAGGUUACAUAGGGAUCAAGAAACCCAUGGAAUAGAUCCAUUGCCAGAGCAGCGGUUUUCUCAAUGGCUGACUUUCCAGGGACUGCAUCCUAGCAGUGGCUGAAGCCCUUGUAAACAGUGGGCUAGGACCAAAGCUUGUGUGGUGGUAUCAUGAUCCCCAAAGUUAAGUUUGACCGAAACCAGAAGUCAGAGGAGGAAGAAAAUACAUCCAUGCUCCAGAAAAGAAGGCUUACUUUCCCAGACACCGCGUGUUCUACAGGCAGCACAAUGACCUUUCACAAGAUCUCCUACAAAGUGAAAUUUAAGACCGGCUACAUAGGCUUUCGAAAGGAAGUUCAGAAAAUUAUUUUGUCAGAUAUCAGUGGUGUCAUGAAACCUGGUCUCAAUGCAAUUUUAGGACCUACAGGCUCUGGCAAAUCUUCGCUAUUGGACAUUUUAGCUACAAGGAAAGAUCCUGCAGGGCUGUCAGGGGAUAUUUUGAUAAACGGCAUCACUCUGCCUUCCCAUUUUAAAUGUAUUUCUGGAUAUGUAGUACAGGAUGACAUAGUGAUGGGAACUUUGACAGUCAGAGAAAAUUUAGAGUUCUCAGCGGCACUUCGGUUACCUUUAUCUAUGAGCUUUGAGGAAAAACAAGAGAGAGUCGAACAGGUCCUCAAGGAACUGGACUUGUCCAAAGUUGCAGAUUCCAAGGUUGGCACCUAUUUUAUUCGUGGAGUUUCUGGUGGGGAGAGGAAAAGGACCAGCAUUGGCUUAGAGCUCAUCACACACCCCAGAGUGUUGUUCUUAGAUGAACCAACAACCGGAUUGGAUGCCAGCACAGCCAAUGCCGUGUUGCUGCUCUUAAAAAAGAUGUCGUUGCAAGGGAAAACAAUAAUUUUUUCCAUCCAUCAGCCCCGGUACUCGAUUUUCAAAUUGUUUGACACGCUGACGCUGCUUGCUGAUGGAAAGCUCCUGUACCACGGCCCCGCUGAUAACACCCUUAGGUACUUUAAAAGCCUCGGUUAUGUAUGUGAACCGUAUAACAACCCUGCUGAUUUUUUUCUGGACAUCAUUAAUGGGGAUUCCACUGCUGUCGUGAUGAGUAAAACUUAUAUUGAUACUUGUAUAGGCCCUGAGCAAGUAAGCGAGUCCAUUGCGACAAAGUUAGCUGAAAAGUUUUCCAACUCGAGUUCCUACAAGACGUUGAGAGCAGAACUAGAUGAGUUGUCUUUGCAAAACAAAAGGAAGAAGGAAACUUAUAAAGCAAUUCCAUAUACCACUCCCUUUUUUCAUCAACUCAAGUGGGUGUCUAAACGCACGUUUAAAAAUUUGAUAGGCAACCCACAAAAUUCCACAGCUCAGAUAGCUAUUAUCACUUUUCUGGGAAUGCUUGUUGGAGCAGUUUUUGCUGGAGUUAAAAAUGAUGCCACUGGCAUUCAAAAUAGAGUUGGCGCUUUGUUCUUCUUGACGACCAAUCAGUGUUUGAAUAGUAUUACGACCGUUGAACUUUUUAUCACAGAAAAAAAGAUCUUUAUACAUGAAUACAUAAGUGGCUACUACAGAGUGUCUGCAUAUUUCUUCUCGAAGAUAAUAGCCGACAUGAUGCCCAUGAGGACUUUGCCAGGCAUCAUUCUCACCUGCUUAAAUUAUUUCACUAUAGGUUUUAAGCCAACUGCGGCAGCCUUUUUUAUCAUGAUGAUUACUAUUAUAUUAGUCGCCUACGCAGCGAGUUCUAUGUCCCUGGCGAUAGCAACAGGACAGGAUGUGACAUCCGUUGCAAACAUGUUUAUAAACAUCUGCUUUGUUUUUAUGAUUGUUUUCUCGGGCUUGUUGGUAAAUAUCACAACAGUUUCCUCUUGGUUGUUGUGGCUGAAGUACUUCAGUAUCCCUCGCUAUGGCCUGAAUGCUUUGCAAAUCAAUGAAUUUACUGGGCUCAAGUUUUGCAAGGAUACCACAGAAGGAAUCAACAUAACAUGCAUCACACCUAGUCCAUUUACAAUAUGCACUGGAGAAGAGUAUUUGAGAAUGCAAGGCAUCAGUGUGACUCCUUGGAGCAUGUGGCAGAAUUACGUUGCGCUUAUAUGCAUGACAAUCACUUUCCUCACAAUUGCAUACCUAAAACUGAGAUUUCUAAAAAAGUUCACUUAAGCAAGUGCGGUAGAUCUUUGUACCCAAGACUGCACCAUUCUUUUAUAGUAAACAUGCAAUAUUUGUAAAACAUGCAGCUCAUUAAAUAUCUUGCUGAUUCA
Varanus komodoensis (Komodo dragon) is the source of this 2260-nucleotide messenger RNA. RefSeq names its product broad substrate specificity ATP-binding cassette transporter ABCG2-like. The record is from RefSeq and is a predicted model, not a curated record. Bases 183 to 2159 code for a protein of 658 amino acids. Gene Ontology annotation, cellular component: plasma membrane. Lineage: Eukaryota; Metazoa; Chordata; Lepidosauria; Squamata; Varanidae. Gene Ontology annotation, molecular function: ABC-type transporter activity; ATP hydrolysis activity; ATP binding. The transcript has 17 exons.